This is a messenger RNA of Thrips palmi, 2645 nucleotides long. RefSeq lists its product as uncharacterized. The coding region runs from base 264 to 1976 and encodes 570 amino acids. The transcript is spliced from 9 exons. Lineage: Eukaryota; Metazoa; Arthropoda; Insecta; Thysanoptera; Thripidae. The record is from RefSeq and is a predicted model, not a curated record. Gene Ontology annotation, molecular function: ligand-gated monoatomic ion channel activity. Gene Ontology annotation, cellular component: membrane.
AUUUCUUUCAGCAAUCCAUCCUUCUUUAAGCGAGUUCAAAAUCGGGAACAAAUAUGUUCCGUUGUGUUUUAUUUGUUUAUUUUCCGCAUUCCUUUCCAUUUCCAACUGUCCUAAUGUAUAUUCAAGGUAUUUUGUCGUAUGUCUUUUUUCAUUACAGAGAAAAUGUCCGUCAAAAUAUGGUGUAGCCUCACCAUGAGACACUAAGAGUGUGCCUUCCUGGGCAACAAGUUGCAGAAUCAUGGUUACGCUUUUAGGCAGACAGCAUGGAUCAGUUCAGGCCUCGUGUACGCUGGGUGCUGUUCAACUUCGAUAGCCGCCAAGGCCCAGCCCCGAGCAAAGAAGACAGAUCAGCAAACCCGGACGAGCUGACGAUGCGGGGAGUUGGACCCCGUUCUGCGGUGGCGAGGCUGCUGCACUGCGAGGACGCGGUGCCUCGCACCGUGCAGCUGGAAGCGUGCUACUCGCGCGUCGAUGGCAUCUUGGCGGGUCUCGGCGUCCUCUUGGACAGCGACGUCACCGCCCUCUGUUCGGACGGGGAUGACGUGGUGGCCGUGUCUGCGUACCGCGUGACCCUGGAGUCGGGGCUGAGGCUGCAGCUAGUGGCAAGGUGGCCCACCGCCGCCAGGCCUCACUCCUUGUCCACGGCCAGGAUGCAUGCAGAUCACCGUGCUCUGGCCGGCCGCAGACUGGACCUGGAGGGAUCCGUCGUCAACGUAGGCUUCGUGGUGGAGGCCACAGACAAAUUCAAGGAUGUCGUCGCUCACGGCGCUCAUGGCGGAGUGUCACCGGACGUCUUGGCUGCUUCCACCUUCAAUUUGAUGCUCUACAUGAUACGCAUGGCCAAUGCCACGUCUAACGUGACAUUCUUACCCUCCUACGGCCAAGUCAAAGACAACGAGGUGCCAACAAAAGGGCUCAUGGGAAAGCUGGUGGAGGAUGCGAUUGAAGUGGGCGGGUCUCCUCUUGUAAUGUUCCCCGUGCGAAUGAAGUAUUUCGAGUACACCAACUUCUACAUGCCCUAUUCUGGCGUGAUCGUGUUCCGCGCGCCACCCCUCUCUUACGAGCACAACGUGUUCACGUUGCCGUUCCCGGCGUCCCUGUGGGGCGUGUCUGGGAUCAUGAUGCUGCUGUGCACGGCCCUCCUGGCCGCGGUGCUGCACUCCGCUGAGACCCUCACCAAGGGUGCCGUCCGCCAAGACAACGCCCUGCACGCCAGCAGCGAUGCAUUGCUCAUAGCAGUAGCCUCAGUCUGUCAACAGGGGUACUCGGUGGAGGUGCGCAGUGUCCCAGGCCGUACCGUUCUGCUCAUGAUGCUGAUGUUGCUCCUGCUGCUUUACACCUGCUACUCGGCCUCUAUCGUGGUGUUCAUGCAGAGCACAGGCACCAAAGUAGCCCACUACAGGGACCUGCUCACCUCGCAAAUGGCGUUCGGCAUCAACGACAUUCCUCAUGUGGUCUUUUACUUCCCGACACUGACUGAUCCGAUUCGCCGGGCGCUGUGGAAGGACAAAAUUCUGGAUAAGGGGCGAAACAGGCACGUGUACAACGUCUCGGAGGGAAUUCGCAAGGUGCGGACAGAGUACUUCGCCUUCUAUGGCAUCGAACACUACGUCUUCGGGACGAUCAGCAGAACCUGGACCGAAGAGGACAAGUGCGGCCUGGUUAUCAUGGGCCGAGAUUUUAAUCUCUUUCAGGAUCCACACGUAAUAAUCCGCAGGAACUCUCACAAUACCAAGGCCUUCAAGAUCAUGAUGAGAAGGAUGGUGGAGCGCGGUAUCUGGCACCGUUCCAAGUCGAAAUACACUUUCGCCCGGCCUACGUGCACCAACAAAAAGGCCGUCUUCAACUCUGUGUCGCUCACGGACGUCCGCGCCGCCUUCUCCAUGCUUCUGUUCCUCAUGUCCGGCUCGCUGGUGCUCCUGGUCGCCGAGGUGGCUUGGCAUCGCAUCACAGUGGGCUGGCGCAGCCACAUUUGACAUCAUUUAUUUUUGUUGUGAACGACCUGAUUGCACAGUUAAAAAUGAAUGAAAUUUGAUGGCAUUUAUGUCAUGAAAUGCAAGGAUGCAAAGUGACUGUACAAAAAGACAUGUAGAUCUUGUUGCUUGCCUCAUUUAGCUUAACUAUUAAAAAAUUCUAAGCAUAAGAAAUCGAAAACUAAAAUUAGUCAACCGUACUUUAGAGUAAAUUCCAGGGAGAAAAGAUCAGUUAUCAAUGAUAAGACAUAUCUUAAUGGUUACUAUGAUUAAAAAUGUUUUGAAAUAAACACACAGACUUGAGUAGCAAGCAACACAUGGGAAGCCAUACCUUGCUUGGUUACCAGGCGUCUUAUAAAUGUCACUCUUAGGGCAAGUCAUAAAAAAUUUAGACCAAAAUUAAUAUUGUAUAGUUGUGUGCUGUAAGACCCAUUAUGAAAUAAAAUAUUGAGUGGAGCCCUCGAAAUGGUGACUGUUUAAAUCUGGAGCAAAUAACCAACACAAUACAAACAUUUAUUUCUUACCAUAGGAAGUGCAUGGGACAAAGGUAUGGCUCACUAGUAUUCACAACCCUCCCUUUGUCACUACCACACACAAGAUGAUAGUACUCAUGGCAGCCCUCACUACAAAACAUAUCAUCUUUGGAAGCUUUGUAGUUUUUCUUUGCACUGC